This is a messenger RNA of Vigna radiata var. radiata (mung bean), 650 nucleotides long. RefSeq names its product DNA-directed RNA polymerase subunit 10-like protein. The transcript has 4 exons. NCBI's taxonomy places the organism in Eukaryota, Viridiplantae, Streptophyta, Magnoliopsida, Fabales, Fabaceae. Gene Ontology annotation, cellular component: RNA polymerase III complex; RNA polymerase II, core complex; RNA polymerase I complex. Bases 125 to 340 code for a protein of 71 amino acids. Gene Ontology annotation, molecular function: DNA binding; zinc ion binding; DNA-directed RNA polymerase activity. The record is from RefSeq and is a predicted model, not a curated record. Gene Ontology annotation, biological process: transcription by RNA polymerase I; tRNA transcription by RNA polymerase III; transcription by RNA polymerase II.
UUUUCUUUAUUAUUAUAUCUUUUUUCUUGCAAACCUUAAAAAUCAGUAUAAACAUGGUCAGAAGGGUUUAAGACUGAUUUUUGUUUGAGCACAUAGCAGAGAAGGCACUCACAGAAGAAGGAAGAUGAUUAUCCCCGUUCGUUGUUUCACCUGCGGAAAGGUCAUUGGAAACAAAUGGGACACCUAUUUGGACCUUUUGCAGGCAGAUUACAGUGAAGGAGAUGCACUGGAUGCUUUGGGACUGGUUCGAUAUUGUUGUAGGCGCAUGCUUAUGACCCAUGUUGAUCUCAUUGAGAAGUUACUAAAUUACAACUCUCUGGACAAGUCUGAUCCCAGUUAAGAAGACUUGAGGAAUAACGGAUGAACAAGAUGUUUCAGUUGCACUCCAUUCUCUCUGGCCAUGUAUCAAUUUUUUUCCUUUUUUGAAUUCUUUUGCUACAAACCAGUCAUGGUUGUGUUCUUGUUCAGGGUUAUAUGUUCUAUGAUAGGGUGCUACUUAUGUUAAGCACUUGCUUUUAGUCAUUGUAAGGAAAAACUGUAUUUUGAUGUUAAUAGUUCAUACAAUGAUAUGACUGACCAAACUUUAGAAGACUUACUUUUUUAAAAAAAAAAAAAAUCUGAUCAUUGAAGAAUGUCCAAAUGGAUUCCAA